Stylonychia lemnae is the source of this 2655-nucleotide messenger RNA. NCBI's taxonomy places the organism in Eukaryota, Ciliophora, Spirotrichea, Sporadotrichida, Oxytrichidae. The record is from the annotation of a GenBank genome assembly.
AUGCAAGAUUUUGAAGCUCUCCUGUUCUAGAUUAAUGAGUCUGACGAUUAAAAUACUCUUACCUUUCAUAAGAAGCCUACCAAAGGAGCCUCUUCUGGAAGAUUUAUAAUAAAAUCAUCUUAAGUGGAGCCAAAUCCCUAGAACUAACAACAGAAUUCAAGUAAUAUAAAGUCUGGAGGGAAUUCGAUUAUAUUUACAUCAAGCAACGAGAGACCUUUACUUGGUAGUGAAAUGUAGGACAAACAUCUUAAAACUCCUGAAAUAAAAUUCAGCAAUUAAUUCAAUCCAUUCAAUAUUUAAACUAACCAUUAUAGAGGUGAAAGAUCUAAUUAAUAAGGUAUACAGACAAUAAAUGAUCAAAAUAUAAAAAAAGAGUAAAAUCAGAAUUAGGAAUACUUAUACUAAGGUUCACCUUAAAAGAAAAUAAACAUCUUGAGAAUAGUUAUGAGAACAAAUCAAUAAAUUAAGAAUAGAUAUAACAAUACCCUCAAGUAGGAAGAAAAAUUUCUUGAUUAUAAUGAACAAUAUAUGACUAAGAUACAUUAAUUGAAAGAUUAAGCCCUAGAUGAUGAUGAUGAUGAAGGUGAUUUUGAUUAGUAGACAUUUAGCAAUUAAUCUAUUAUAAGUGAGUUAGAGGCUAGUGGUAAUUACAGAAUUGAUAGUAUAUAAUAAUAUUCUCUGAAAUCUCUCAAAGAAUUAAAAGACUAGUACUUAGAUGACAUUAUAAACGAUAAGUUGGAACUUGUUUAUGAUUCUGCAGUUGAUUAAGAUUAAUAACAGAAAGAUUAAUUCCUAAGGAAUAUUAAGGAAUCAUUAUAACCUAAGCAAGAUAUAGAAUAGUCCUUUAAUGCAAACGACCAAAUCAAUUAGUGCAAUAACAUUUUAGAUGAUAGUUUCUUUGAGAAUGUUAGAGAUAACUCAAAUUCCUUAAAACAAUACAGAAAAAGAGCAUCAUCUGGAUCAGAGUUAAUGAGAACAGACUCUAAUCAAUAGCAGUAGUUACGAUCUCAUCUGAUAGGUUAAUGUCUCCUAAAUAAAAGCAUUUCAGACUUCAACUCCAGCAAUGUAUCAAGAGUGCUGCCUCUAUUUUAGAGAAAUCAGUCAUCUAAUAAGCAUAUAAGAAACAGAAAAGACUCUAUUUAGCUUUUAUCUAUAUUUCCAUCGCCAGCCAAACUAUCUAAAAGAUUUGAUUCAGAUCUUCAAAAUGAAAUCAAUGCUGCUGCAUCCAAUAUCAAACCACCAGCAUUUGAUCAUCAAGACGAUAAAAUAGUUAAUGAUAAAUUUAUAAAUGUUCAAAACUUUGCAAAAGGAAUUGAUGAUAAUAAUGAAGUGCAUGAAAGAACAGAUGAGGAAGACUUAAACACCAUUAAGCUUUCUCGAAACUAGAGAAUAGACUCACAAGAAACAAAUGAGUUAAGUGAGUGUAUAAAAACUCUUAACCAUGAUAAUUAUAAUCAUAUAUUAAAGCUUUGCCAAGAAAUAUCGAACAAGUAGUAGCAGUAAUAGUUAAAUCAAUCUGCCACUUACAACAAUUCUAGGCCUUAACUCAGGAAAACUGAUGAAAUAGAAAAUUUCAAACGAAAUACUAUGCAAAUAGUUCCUCCCUAGAAUAGUGAUAAUGCCUCUAUGAUGAUGAGAGAUGAGGCGUCAAAUGAUGAGGAUGAAAAGGUCUCUAUUUAGGGAAGGUUUUAAAUCAAAUACCAAAAUAGUAUGGAUUAAUCUCAUAACACUUCGAUUCACAAGAGUUAAUUCCAUGAGAUGAGUCCUAAAUAAAUAGUAGCAGAUCAUCUCAAAAAGAAAAUAUCAGAGGCCAAAGCAGCCAACUAACUUCUACAAUUGCAAGAAAUGAUGAGACUCGAGACUAUAACAAAUCAAGAUUAAUCGGAAUUUAUUGGAUCUAGGGAAUCUCAGAAUACUGAGGAUGAUGUUUCAAUCUCUAAGGCUACUUCUUCCUCUUAAGCUACCAAAUAAACGAAAAGAAAUCAAAAUAAUAAAUAGCUAAAAUUUCAGUAAUCAAAGAUGAAAUCUACAAAUUAAAGCUAAUAACUUCUCUUGCAACAAUAAAAUGCAGCAAAGAAGUAAAGAAAUAGUCAAUGCAAUCCUAUAUUUCAAACUCCCAGUGACUUUAAAGCUUAAACUUAACCUUUAAAUAGUAAUAUAACAUAUUAGAAUCCUAAUCCUUACCAGUAAUAACUCUAUCCUCAAUAGUUGCCACCAGAGUAUAUUCAAAGUAAUCCAAAUCAAAGAAUAAAUGAAAAUUACCCAAUGAAUCAAACUCCCAAUAAUCAUCAUAAUCCAAGCAGUUUCCAAAUGGGUUCUUUAUAGCAAAAUAUAAAUCCCUCAUUCUUUCCAACUUCUGCUCCCUAGCACUAUAAUCAACAAAUACCUUACUUUGCUUUUGACUAAGGCUUGUCCUAAUAGUACUAAAUUAUGAUGUAGUAAUAACUAGAGUAUAGCAGUAGAUAAUUUCAAAUGAUGCUCAAUAAUCAUCAGGUAUAUAUGAAGCAAACAUUUGACUUACUAAAACAUAAUAGUUUAUAGAAUCUUUAGGAGUAGUAGCAAUAAAAAUAAAUAGAUAGAAUUGAGGAAAAAAUUGAUAAAAUUAUUCAAGAAAUCAAUAAAUUUAAGAAGACUAAAAAUAAGAAAAGAUUAUGA